Pistacia vera is the source of this 2898-nucleotide messenger RNA. RefSeq names its product scarecrow-like protein 27. The transcript has a single exon. Gene Ontology annotation, cellular component: nucleus. Lineage: Eukaryota; Viridiplantae; Streptophyta; Magnoliopsida; Sapindales; Anacardiaceae. The record is from RefSeq and is a predicted model, not a curated record. Gene Ontology annotation, biological process: regulation of DNA-templated transcription. Bases 475 to 2652 code for a protein of 725 amino acids. Gene Ontology annotation, molecular function: sequence-specific DNA binding; DNA-binding transcription factor activity.
AGAAAGGAUGAAGGGCACUUUACCACUUUUAUAUGUUGCACGCAUCCAUAGCAGAAAACACAAGGAAGGCAGGGUAGUACAAAGACCAAAGAAGAAGAGAAAAAAAUAAAGAAACAUGCACCAAAGAUAACCACAGAACCAGAAGAAAAAAAAUUGUACCAAAAAUGUUGUUCUGAGGUACUUACACAGCGAAGAGAGAUAGGUAGUAAAGGGAAGAGGGAGCCAAAGAGAAGGUUAGCAGGUUUCUUCAGCUGUGCAUGUAUUUUUAGAAGUGUAUUAUCGUUUAAAAUCUUUGGUUUGAUUUGUGUUUGUCUUUUCUUUAAACCUCUUGUUUGUAAUAUUCAAACUAGGUUAUUUAUCUCUUCUUUCUUUUUAGCUUUCUAGCUAAAAACCUUUUUGGUGGUACUUGAUUUUGGAAACUGGAGAGUUUUAGGUUGUUGGGUUUGUGGGUUUUUUGGUUCUUGAUUUUCUUAGAUGAAGGCCAUGCCCUUAGCCUUUGAGGACUUUCAAGGGAAGGGGGCGUUAGAUUUCUCUUCUUCUUCUUCGGAUUCACUAGUAUCACAACAUCAACAACAACAGCAGCAGCAGAAACAACAGCAACAACAACAAAACUGGCUCAACAACAACAAAGAAGGUUGCUGCUAUGUGGGCAGUGAGCCCACAUCUGUGCUCGAUAGCAGAAGAAGUCCAAGCCCACCCACGUCUUCCUCAACACUGUCUUCGUCUCUCGGUGGUAAUAACGGCGGUGGUGGAGGCAGUGCCUCCACCGACACCACCGGCGUGGCUACAGCUGCUAAUUUCUCCGGCAACCCAUCAGUAGAAGAAAAAUGUGGGUUAGGAAUGGAAGAUUGGGAGGGUGUGUUGCCUGGUUCACCUAGUCAAGAACCAUCCAUUUUGAGGCUAAUUAUGGGUGAUAUGGACGACCCUUCAUUGGGAUUGAACAAGAUUUUGCAAACUGGAGGUGUUUCUCAUCAAGAUAUGGAGUUUAAUGCAGGUUUUGGUGUUGUCGAUCAAGCAAGUUUUGGUUUUGACCCUAAUAUCAGUACUUCUCUACAUGUUACUGAUUUUCCUCAUAAUAUUCACGCCAACAAUGCAAGAGUUGGUUCUGUUGCAAAUCCAAAUCAUAUUUUCCCAACUUCAGCUACCAAUCUUUUGCCUGUUCCACCUCUUGCUCCAACUGUUUUUCAACAGCAGCAGCAGCAACAACCACCACCAAUUGAAGCUCUGGAUGAGAAGCCUCAGAUAUUUAAUCCUCAGUUGAUAAUCCAUCAAAAUCAAGCUCAGUUUACUCAGAAUCCUGCUUUAUUCUUGCCGCUGUCCUACACUCAAGUGCCAGAGCAUCAUCUUUUAUCUCCACCCCCACCGAAGCGGGUUAAUCUGGGACCCAAUAAUCAGGUCCCAAAAGUACCAUUUCCGGAUUCGGGUCAGCAGGAGUUCUUUCUUCGGCGACAGGAACAGCUUCAGAUGCUUCAGCAACAACCAAGGCAAACAAUGGGAGUUCCAGUGACAGCAACGAAGCAAAAAAUGGUGAACGAUGAAUUGGCUAACCAGCAGCUUCAGCAGGCAAUAAUUGACCAGGUUUUCAAGGCCGCAGAGCUGAUCGAAACGGGUAAUCCUGUACUCGCGCAAGGGAUAUUGGCGCGGCUCAAUCACCAGCUCUCACCUAUUGGUAAGCCUUUUCAAAGGGCUGCUUUUUACUUCAAAGAGGCCUUGCAGUUACUUCUCCAUAUGAAUACCACUAAUUCUUCAGCUUUGUCCGCUUAUAGCAUCAUUUUCAAGAUUAGUGCUUAUAAAUGUUUCUCUGAAAUCUCACCCGUUCUUCAGUUUGCUAAUUUCACUUGCAACCAAGCUCUUCUUGAAGCCUUUGAAGGGUUUGAUAGAAUCCACAUUAUAGAUUUCGAUAUUGGGUAUGGUGGUCAGUGGGCUUCUCUGAUGCAAGAACUUGUUCUCAGAAGUGAGGGUCCACCAUCGCUUAAAAUCACAGCAUUUGCAUCUCCCUCUCCCUCCUCACACGAUCAGCUGGAGCUUAAUUUCACCCAAGAAAACCUCAAACACUUUGCCAGUGAAAUCAAUAUGCCUUUUGAGAUAGAAAUAUUAAGCCUUGAAUCUUUAAACUCUGCUUCUUGGCCACUGCCUCUUCAUGUACUGGAGAACGAAGCAAUUGCUGUGAAUCUCCCAAUUGCAUCCUUUUCUAAUUUCCCCUCCAACCUUCCUUUGGUCCUUCGUUUUGUGAAGCAACUUUCUCCCAAGAUUGUUGUUUCUUUGGAUAGAGGCUGUGAUCGAGCAGAUGUCCCUUUUCCACACCAUAUAAUUCAUGCCCUUCAAUCCUACUCUGGCCUGCUUGAAUCACUUGAUGCUGUCAAUAUGAAUUUGGAUAACCAGCAAAAGAUUGAGAGGUUCUUGCUUCAUCCUUGUAUUGAGAAAAUUGUAUUGGGGCGCCAUCGUGCGCCUGAGAGAUUGCCUCCGUGGAGGGGUCUGUUUGUGCAAUCUGGCUUCUCUCCAUUGACAUUUAGUAACUUCACCGAGUCCCAAGCUGAUUGUUUGGUGCAGCGGACUUCAGUUAGGGGUUUUUAUGUUGAGAAGAGACAGUCUUCGCUUGUUCUCUGUUGGCAGCGCAAAGAGCUCAUUUCAGCUUCGGCAUGGAGGUGCUAAGGAGUAGUAGCAUUUGGAUAUUGGUGUGAUGCCAAUUAAUGUUGAUUGCAAAGGUGCCUUAUAACUUACUGCUUUAGUUUCUGAUCUCUUUUGAAUUUUGUUGUCUCUGGAUCUCUUAUGCUAAUUGUCUAUGUGCUUUAGGCCUAUUGUUUCCAAUUGAAACCAAACAUUUAGUAACUGGAUGCAUGGCUUUGUACAGUCUUUUCUUAUUUUCAGUUUCUUAAGAUGGUUGUGGCUGCUACUUCA